Molecule: messenger RNA, 5117 nt
Organism: Cervus elaphus (red deer)
Lineage: Eukaryota; Metazoa; Chordata; Mammalia; Artiodactyla; Cervidae
Gene: CMKLR1
Product: chemerin chemokine-like receptor 1
Exons: 3
Coding region: 429-1517 (362 amino acids)
Biological process (GO): complement receptor mediated signaling pathway; positive regulation of cytosolic calcium ion concentration; inflammatory response
Cellular component (GO): plasma membrane
Molecular function (GO): G protein-coupled receptor activity; complement receptor activity
Source: RefSeq, a predicted model, not a curated record
GCCCCCGCCCUCGGUCAGCCCCGUUUCCUGCCCCUCCCUCUCUCCUCCCUCCAGCUGUUUCUCUGGCAGAGUCCUGUCCCAUUCAGCCCCCAGUGAGCAAGAGGGCAGGACAGACCGGGGGUCUCCCUGGGAGCCUCCAGGGGACGAGGAUGUUCUGGGAGUGCUGCGCUCUGGGGACUCUGGGGGGCCCAUGAAUGAGGGGGUGAACUGCUUUCUUGGGCAAACGGCCCCAGGCAAAGAACAGUGUGACUUCGAGAAAGAAGUCGGGGAACACGGGUCUCCUGCACAGCGUCGAGUGACCUGAAGUCACGGAACCCUGGGACGGCCUGGCCGAGACCAGCCACAAAGGUGUUUGCAGCUGUGUGCGGGGGCUGGCUGGCCAGGGAGGCACCCUGGAGAGCUUUGGACAUCAUAACAGUGAAACAAGAAUGGAGACUGAGGAUUACAACGCCUCCUACGAGGACUACCCCGAUGACUUGGACCCCAUCGUGGUUUUGGAGGAGUUAUCUCCCCUGGAAGGCAGAGUGGUCAGGAUCUUCCUGGUGGUGAUCUACAGCAUUAUCUGUCUCCUCGGGAUCCUGGGCAAUGGCUUGGUGAUCAUCAUCAUCACCUGCAAGAUGAAGAGGACGGUGAACACCAUCUGGUUCCUCAACCUGGCCGUGGCCGACUUCCUGUUCAACAUCUUCCUCCCCAUCCACAUCGCCUACGCCGCCCUGGACUACCACUGGGUGUUUGGGACGGCUAUGUGCAAGAUCAGCAACUUCCUGCUCAUCCACAACAUGUUCACCAGCGUCUUCCUGCUGACCGUCAUCAGCUUCGACCGCUGCGUCUCCGUGCUCCUCCCCGUCUGGUCCCAGAACCACCGCAGCGUCCGGCUCGCUUACACGGCUUGCCUGGUCAUCUGGGUCCUGGCUUUCUUCUUGAGUUCCCCGUCCCUCGUCUUCCGGGACACGGCCCGCCUGCACGGGAAGAUAUCCUGCUUUAACAACUUCAGCCUGUCGGCUGCCGGCUCUGCCCCAUGGCCCGCUCACCCCCAGGUGGACCCGGUGGGCUCUGGCCGGCACAUGGUGGUGACCAUCACCCGCUUCCUCUGUGGCUUCCUGGUGCCGGGUCUCAUCACCACCGCCUGCUACUUCACCAUUGUCUACAAGCUGCAGCGCAGCCGCCUGGCCAAGACCAAGAAACCCUUCAAGAUCAUCCUGACCAUCAUCAUCACCUUCUUCCUCUGCUGGUGCCCCUACCACGCGUUCUACCUCCUGGAGCUCCGUCGCGGCUCCGUGCCUCCCUCCGUCUUCAGCCUGGGCGUGCCCCUGGCCACCGCCAUCGCCAUCGCCAACAGCUGUAUGAACCCCAUCCUGUACGUCUUCAUGGGUCAGGACUUCAAGAAGUUCAGGGUGGCCCUCUUCUCCCGUCUGGUCAAUGCCCUGAGUGAGGACACAGGCCACUCCUCCUACCCCAGCCACAGGAGCUUUACCAAGAUGUCAUCCAUGAAUGAGAGGGAGACUGGCAUGCUCUGAGCCUUGCCCGGAAACCCCCCAGUGGAUGCUCCCAACCUUGGAGGCUCAAAGCUACGCCUUCUGGACACCACAACAAGAACCUCUUGGGCAACCCACAGAUGCCCACUGUAUUUUCCGUGGGGCUGAGCUGUCUUUUUGAGCUGGGAAUCCAGUGUUUGGAACGCCUUUCCUCCAGGGGCGUGGUGGACACAGCAUGCUGAGGUACUUAGGCUUGGACCAGUAUCCUGUGCAUCUUCAGAGACUUGCCUUGACCAAUGCAAAGCAAAAAAAAGGGAGAAUUUUCGAAAGCACUGGCAUGAACUGGGAUGGGCAUAAGACAGAGGGAUUCAGUUACCUACCCGAGCACUUUCCAGGAAUGACACAGAGAGUUUGCAAGGUCUGUUCCUGGUGUGAGGAGAGGAGGUCAGAGCCGAGCCAGUGUGAUGUAGGUCACGCUUUGCCACAGAGCCCUAUAUUAAUAGCUGGCCAGAAAUCCUGCUCUUAAGCCAUUCUUCGGGUCUAGGGCAUAUUGGAAUGCACAGACCUUCUCCAGGUCACCUGGGAAGAGAAGGUGACUUAAGAACUCAGCAACUCCUGGGACCACGCAUUUGACUUUUAGAUCAGCUGGAAAGAUAGACAACAGGUCCUGAGGGGACCACGGGGCUUUUUUUUUUUUUUUUACCACGGGGCUUUUUAAUGGGUUCAAGAGAAGCAGGGCUACAGUGAAGACUUGGGUCUUGUGCGGGAAGGAAUGGAGAAAGAAAAGACCUUUCAGAGGGCGUGUGACAGGAAACAGCUCACCCUAGAACCCUCCAGGGCAAUGUUGCUUCAGGCCGUAGCUGUGCUGAGGGUGGGGUCAUGCUGCCAGCCCCUGGCCCCAAGCCCUAUCCUCACUUUGCAUUUGUUACCCUGGGGCUGGUUUGAGGUGGGCAGCCCCCUACUCACUCCAUCACAGCAAUUCCUCCCUCUUUCCUGACCCACUGACUCUGGCUGGAGAUGCUCAGAAGAAAACACUCCGGGGCAGGGGGUGGGUGGUGGCUGGGGGUGAGGGGUGGGAUCUCUUCUUUCUCUACUUCCUCAGAGCCUUGCUGGAGCCUAGCCCGAAAUCAGCUGCUGGAAGCAACCUGGGAGCACCUUGAGGAGCAAAGAUGCCGCCGAGGGCUCAAUCCUUGAGCUCGAAGCAGAAUCUGGAACCUGGCUCAUUGGACUGUGCCCCUGAGAUACCGGGCCUGGGGGCGGGCCCAGGACUCCUCCUGUGGGCAGUCACACUGUCUUUUCUGGGGCUCUGCUGCAGAGUCAUCAUCUCACUUACAAACGACAAAGGUGAUGCUUACAGUGGGAAAGUUACCCAGCGUCACAUAGCCAGCCAGGGGGCAGAGUCUCCAGAAAAGAACAGAGCUGUUCUGUCAUGGAGAAUGCCUCUGCGGAGAAUAUUCUACACAGUCCUGGUAACCUACAUUUAUUUAGCACUUCUAUGUUAAGCACUUUACAUGUGUAUCUCAUUUAUCCCUCACGGCAGCCCCGAGGUAGGUACAAUUAUCACUUCCCUUUUAUGCAUGAGGCUUCUGAGGUUCAGAGAGUUUAAGCAACUGGCCCAAGGAUGCCCAGCUGGUCUCUGUUAAGAGUCUGGACUUGAACCUAUGUCUGUCUGGCUCAAAGAAGGCUGCAGAGGCUUAGGGUUUUGAGCAUUCAUAUAUGCAUAUCCCUCAGCAGAUUCAUGUUAACAUCUUAAGGGCUUUAAAGGCAGCUAUGCAAAUAGUUUUCAAAAAUGAUCCAAAGUGGCAGAGAAAAUGUACUUGGCUCCCAGCUCCCUUGGCACCCGUUCACACCCACCCACCCUGGCUCCCACCUCCUAUGUCCACACACACCCCUCUCCACCGCCCCACCCUACCCAGCUCUCCAGGGAGGGCGGCAGGGAGAGAGGCCUGAAGGGAGGACCCUUUGGCCUCCGAGUGUCCAUAUUCCAUUCUCUUCCAAGUUUCUUUGUUGUGAAGCCAUUUCUCCAACAAGAUGCAAUGAACAGAUGUAAUGUCUACACAGCGCCAGGCGAGUUCCCGAGGCCACGGGCUGUUUGGAAUCGCACCUCGUUUAGAGACAAACUAUUCCUUCACUCUGUUGGGUCAUUGCGCUUGUGAAAGGCAGCUCUGAGUUGACCCUACUGGGGCCUCUAGUUGCUUCAAGCAGUCUGAACUUAGCUUGAGUGGAGGGAGCUUUCAAUAUUGCCCAGAGGCCCCUGUCACCCACCCCCCACCCAGCCAACUUCACAGGCAAAGAAUCCAGGGCACGAGAUGGAGUGAGAGGGGUUCCAGGCCCCAGAGACAGUCACCAGCCAUUUGGGGGAGGACCACGCUAUUUGCUGGGGCUCAGCUUCUCGUUCCUUCUGGGCUGCGUGCAGGCCAGGCCAGGCUGGGGGAGCCAGGAAAUCAUUUUGUCUUUGGAAAAGCUGAUGAACAGGAGCAAAAUGAAAACCAUCUGUGUUCCUCCUUGGAGCCAGGCCUCACUCUUUCUGGUUGCCCCACUAGUCUUCCUGUUCUCAUCAUCAAAUGCUCAAGUGCAGCCGUGACAACCUUUUCAGUCUCGUCCCCACAGCUUCUUCUGAGGGUCCCCCAGGUCGCAUGUUCAAAGGCCCUGCGGUUCACACAGCACAUUCACCUGAAUUGCUCCACAGGCGGCCAACACGCUGUGUGCCCGAGAGCCUUCCCUCCGGGGCCAGGACCCGCCAAUGGGUCCUGCAGCGCUGCCUCCUGUGUGGGGUGGGGUGGGUGGAGGGGGCACGGGGUUGUGGGCAGAGGGACAAAAAGAGAAGAUGCUGUUUGAGGGUGGGGGGAGAGGGAGGGGGGAGAGGGAGGGGGGAGAGAAGUGCGAAGGAGAACAAUGAUGAAGAAAAGGGAUCUGGCAUUUAUUAAGCAUCUACCCUGUAUCCGGCCCAGAAUCUCAUCAAAGCCUCAAAAACAGCCCUGUAAGAAGAGGACCAUCAGACACGGGUCGGGGUGCAGAAAGGGAGGUUUGGCCUGUGGCCCCCACUUGUUGAGAGUCACACAGUAGUAAACGGAACUGGGUCUGCUGCCCGAGAGAGUGCCCAGCUUCUUCAGCCCUUGGGAGGAUGGAGAGGGAGGGGGAGAGAGAGAGGAGGAAGAGAAACAAGAGGGAGGGUCUCAGAAGGGGAGUCGGACCCAGGCGCUGGCCGAGGGAGGAGCUUGCCUUAAGCUGGACCCCAGGGUCAGCGUGGAGAGCAGAGCCCAGAGCCCAUGGAUGGGAGAAGAGAGAAUCCAAUCAUGAGAGCCUCACGGUCUGGCCAAUCUCAUCCCCAUCCAAGUCCUCCCUGUUUCACAGAAGAGGGAACUGAGCUUGCAAGAGCUGCCCUUGGAGAAAUCUGCAAAAGGAGGUGUGCUGGCUUGGCUGGUUGGUUAGUGAUUUCCCAGCUCCUGGUCCCGGCCUCCCUCUCCAUUCCUCCCGGACAUGCUUUGGUGCUCUGGCUUUGGAGAACUGCUCCUGGGGCUGGGAUCCAGGACAAGGGGGAAUCGGGAGGCAGCUCAUCUGACCACGAAAUAAUUCAUUAGGGGGUUUGCUUGCUUCCUCUCUGAAGACAAUGUUUCUCUUGAAUAAACAGACCGAAGCAAG